Austrofundulus limnaeus is the source of this 6181-nucleotide messenger RNA. RefSeq names its product BCL11 transcription factor B a (gene bcl11ba). The transcript has 4 exons. Gene Ontology annotation, cellular component: nucleus. The record is from RefSeq and is a predicted model, not a curated record. Gene Ontology annotation, molecular function: DNA-binding transcription factor activity; RNA polymerase II cis-regulatory region sequence-specific DNA binding. The coding region runs from base 703 to 3234 and encodes 843 amino acids. Gene Ontology annotation, biological process: positive regulation of transcription by RNA polymerase II. Lineage: Eukaryota; Metazoa; Chordata; Actinopteri; Cyprinodontiformes; Rivulidae.
GAGAGCCGCUCGGAGGCGCGUGCGCGUCGAAGGAUGCGAGACUCGCUGGCAGCACAAAGAGAGGAGAGGGUGACAGACCGUCCUCAGACCAGUGCUGGGCUCUGACUGGCUCUGACUGCAAGAGUUAAAGUCUGAAAGGCCGGCGCCGACCACUUGGCGACAUCGCGCGAAGCGCCGAGGAGAAGGACUGGAUUUUUCCACGCGCUCCCUGACGCGCAGUCACCUGGCUUCUGCAGGACCGGACAGGGUCCAGGUGUCCGGACAGUGGACACAGACUCAACACAGACUGACCAUCAAGAAGACGCGCGUCCGUCCAUCCCUCCCCCCCUCUCCUCUCCUCCUUUUCUUCGCGCUCCUCUGAGGGAUGGUGUGAAGCAGCGGGAAGAAGAGCCGGACUCUCCCCCUCCCUCACCUCCACGAAGGGAGGCGCGCAACCACUUUGGCACCGAGCUCCGUGCGAGCGCCCCGGCGCCCAGCGCUGCGCGUCGGCCGCUUCCCGCAGAAAGCAGCGGAGGGGUCAGUUCCAGGGCCGCGUUUUGUGGGGGGAGGCGGCGCCCAGUGGUCAGCUUGGGGUGACCGGCAAAUUUYAGAAGCAGCUGGGCCAGUUGGAGAAGAGCAGCAGGAGGAACGGAGCAGCAGCAGGAGGAGAGCCGACCUUUCCCGCGCAGCUCUCCGGGCAAUGCCAGUGUAAAUGCCAGGGCGAUGUCCCGACGCAAGCAGGGGAACCCGCAGCACCUGUCCCAGAGAGAAAUAACGCCAGAAGUCGAGCACCCAGAUGGCGCUCUGCUCUCCGAUACGCCGUCCCCCCACCUGCUGGGCCUGCUCCCCCACCCACUGGACCCCAGCUUGGCCCACACGCUGCCUCCUGGCCUCCACACCGACCACGACCUGCUGACCUGUGGCCAGUGCCAGCUGACCUUCCCGCUGGGCGACAUCCUCCUCUUCAUCGAGCACAAGAAGAAGCAGUGCCAAACGCCGCUGCUGCCCAACGGCUGCUACGACAAGGUGCACGACCGAGGAGGAGGAGGAGGAGGAGGAGCAGGGGGUCUCCAGAGCCUUCAUCACCACACCCAGCGGGGGGAGCUUAGGAAGGUGGUGGAGCCGGUGGAGAUCGGCAUCCAGGUGACACCAGAGGAGGAGGAGGUGGUGGGAGGACGAGGGGAAAGAGGUGAGAGGGGAGAGAAGACGCCCACCAAAGGAAUUUGCCCCAAGCAGGAGAACACACCAGCAGGUGGCAGAGAUGAGCCCUCUAACUACAUAUGUACCACCUGUAAGCAGCCGUUCCCCAGCGCCUGGUUCCUGCUGCAGCAUGCUCAGAACACCCACGGCAUCCGCAUUUAUCUGGAGGCCAACCCCUCCAGCGCAGCGCUCACCCCUCGGCUCACAAUGCCUCCUCCGAUGGGCAACGAUUCCAUCCCUCAGUCGCCGCUGACCAGCUUUCUGGGAGACAACAAUCCCUUUCACCUGCUGAGGAUGACAGGACCUUUGCUCCGAGAGCCGCCCCCGGGUUUCGUGGAAAACCGUCUCCCCAACACCCCGCCGUUUGUCAGUCCACCUCCCCGCCAUCACUUGGACCCCCAUCGACUGGAACGCCUUAGUGCAGAGGAAAUGGGCCUCAUCUCCCAGCACCCGAGUGCCUUCGAGAGGGUGAUGCGGCUAACACCAAUGGCCAUCGAGUCCCAGUCCAUGGACUUCUCCAGGCGGUUACGGGAGCUGGCAGGGAACACUAACAGCACCACGCCGCCUCUCUCACCGGGCAGGCCCAACCCUAUGCACCGACUGCUGAACCCCAAUCCUUUUCAACAAGGGCCCAAGUCGCCCUUUCUGAGUACUCCUCCCCUGCCGCCAAUGCCCCCAAACAGCACCACCCCUCCCCAGACACAGAACAAAGUCAAGUCCUGCGAGUUCUGCGGUAAGACAUUCAAGUUCCAGAGCAACUUGGUGGUGCACCGGCGCAGCCAUACCGGGGAGAAACCGUACAAGUGCCAGCUGUGUGACCACGCCUGCUCUCAGGCCAGCAAGCUGAAGCGCCACAUGAAGACCCACAUGCACAAGGCCGGCUCCAUGACGGGCCGCUCAGACGAUGGGCUGUCCGCCACGAGCUCCCCGGAACCAGGAACCAGCGACGUGACCGGCGAGGGCAUUAAAAACCGCGAGAGAGAUUUCCAGGGGGAAGGCAAUGAGGAAGAAGAGGAGGAAGAGGAAGAGGAGGAGCUUGAGAACGAGAGUCGACCGGAAUCGAACUUCAGCAUGGAAUCCGAGUUUUACCGGAACCGAGAGAACGGUUCUAAACCUCCUUCAGAAGAGAAGUCGGCUCUUGCCCUUGAGAAGAUGGUGGACGGUGGGGCGCUCAACUCCAUCCAGCAGUACAAUAAUUUGAUAGUUGACAAUCGUAAAAGGAUGCCCUUCUCCAAGAGGAGCUUAGACGGCCAGCGGGACACUGGAGAUGAGGAUUCAGUAGCUGUGGAGAUGAACCACCACCAGCAGGAGGAGCGGACAACCAUUAACGGCCGGAACUGUGGCUCCGGCGACUCUUUCUCAGGCCUCUUCCCCCGAAAGCCCACCCCCAUCACCAGCCCGGCUCUGUCCAACUCCUCAAACAAGAGGAUCAAGAUUGAGAAGGACUUGGACAUUCCCCAGACUCCCCAUAUCCCUUCUGAGAACGUGUACUCCCAGUGGCUGGUGGGCUAUGCGGCCUCCCGCCACUUCAUCAAAGACCCUUUCUUAGGCUUCACUGACUCCAGACAAUCGCCCUUCGCMACCUCCUCGGAGCACUCCUCGGAAAACGGCAGCCUGCGGUUCUCGACGCCUCCGGGGGACCUGCUGGACGGCGGCCUGUCCGGCCGCAGCGGCACCGCCAGCGGGGGCAGCACGCCUCACCUCGGCGGGGGUCCCGGUCCGGGUCGGCCAAGCUCCAAGGAUGGGAGACGGUGCGACACCUGCGAGUACUGCGGCAAGGUGUUCAAAAACUGCAGCAACCUGACGGUGCACCGRCGCAGCCACACGGGAGAACGGCCCUACAAGUGCGAGCUGUGCAACUAUGCAUGCGCUCAGAGCUCCAAGCUCACCCGCCACAUGAAGACACACGGGCAGCUCGGUAAGGAGGUCUACCGCUGUGACAUUUGCCAAAUGCCCUUUAGUGUGUACAGCACUCUGGAAAAACACAUGAAAAAGUGGCACGGGGAACAUUUGAUGACCAGUGAGGUCAAAAUUGAACAAGCAGAGAGAGCCUAAGGUGAAUUUACAAGCUCUGCACCGUUCUUAGACUAAAAAUAAAAUAAAUAAACAUAAGGGGAUAUCUGGAUACUUUUAUAUUCAUUUUGGGUUAGUUUGUGUUUUUGAAUAAUAAUAAUAAAAAGAACAAAAAAACAAAACAAAACAAAACUGCCAACUGAGUACAAAAAGUGAAAACAGAGAUUUUACCAACUGAAGCUGUCAAAACUGCCUCAUUUGGCAUUCAUUUUUUAAACAAUCAGUCUGUUGAGUUUUGUGGAGCCUUUAACUGUGCAAUAAUUUCUGUAUUUAUUGUAUUUUGUAUUUUGGCAUGUGCAGGUACAUUUUUAUUAGGUACUUUCUUUWUUGUUUACAUCGGUUCUGUUUUUGUUUUUUAAUCACAUGAUAUCCUGAGAGUACUUUAGAUUACAAAUAUCCAUUUCAGGUCUUUCAAUUUGGCCAGUGCUUGUGGGAAAUUUGUACAUUAGGAUAACUGUUUAGUGUCUUGAAAAGAUGCUGAGUUCAGUCUUCAAUUUGAAAGUUAAUUGAGAAUGCUAGAAUUAAUUUAUUUUCUGUGAAGAUGAUUUGCGAACAACAAUCCUUUGGCGUAGUAGCAUGAAAUGGCUCUAAAGCGUGUCAAUAUAAUUGGAGAUGUAGCACCGAGCGUCACGACUAACAGUAAAUGUUUAAUGAAAGACGAUCCCAAGAUUCAUAAACCCUGUCUCCUCCUGAGAAUGUCCAAACCAGACAGAUACAUGUUCUACCCGACCGCUGCUGAAUGGCACCGAGUGCCAAACUUCAACAACGCUACAACGACCAUUUCUUGUUUCUUCUGGUUUUCACACCACAUCCUCUUCCAUAAAUGCACUCUGCAUUAUGUUUCACAUGAAGCCACCUGAUCGUUGACUUUUAUUAUUUAUUAGCAUGAAGCUAGGACGAGUCUGCACACAGAGAUUUUGGACAGAAACACAGUGAGAGCACAGAAACAUCUCAGGGUAAAUAAAAAAAUAACUACUACACUUUUUAAAAUUUCUUUUCACCUACUCAUUUCUUUUUAAAGAAAUUCAUUUUCAUUAUACUGAGAUGAGAAAUAGCUUCUGAAUUAUCUACCACCGCCAAGGUUUUAUCCUAAUUACAGGUUUAUAUUGUUCUCUUUGAAUUUCAACCUUCAUGUAUGUAAAAAGGAUUAAAUAAAUAGAAAUACAUGGGGUGGAUUUCUUAAACUAUUUACAAAACAUAUAAUCAACAUUGCUAUGCAUUUUGAGCUAAAUAAUGUAAUAGUUAUUAAAAAAAUAAUGAAUUCUGGCUUGUCUUUUAAUGUGAAGUGCAGCAGUUUCAUUUUUAGCAGGCAGUUGAGAGAUAAUCUAAAGUUUUGUCUCUUUUAGCUCAAAUAAAAUGAAUUUAGGACAUAAAACAUGACGACACAAUCUUUUGUUUUUAUUAGUAAAUUAAUAUUUUCCUCCUGUCUGUAACAGUGACACGUUUAACGACUUUAUGUUGACAUCUCCACAAAACAGAGAAUAAAUAUUUAAAAAUAUAUAUUUUUUGUUGCUGCUUGACUGCGUGUUUUUCUACGUUAAAAAAUAUUUUUUCAACUUUCACACAAAAAAAAAUCAUCGUUUCAGCAAAAAGCUUUUUUUAAAUUAAUAAUUCAAGUUUGUGCUGAAGGUUAGUUUCUGUAAUGUUUAACCACCCACAAAGGGGGCAGUCCAUCCUCUCAAAUACUAAUACAGUAUAUAAGCAUAAAGGGGAGAAAUUUGUCAGAGUAUCAUGYCGUAGAAAUUUUUGAUUUUUUUUUUUGUUAGCUCAUUUUUUUCCUUUUUUUUUCCUGUUGAUUUGUUUGUGUUAAAACCUUCCCACUUCAUGAAGACAGAUUUAAUUUGAAAGCGGACAGUUCUGAACAAACCAGCACUUUAUGGUCUCUGUCUGCAGACGUAAAAACAGAGCUGACACCAGGACAGAAAGGGGUGUGGAGCUUGGGAUCUCCUGAGGCUGAAGUGCCAGGACUGUUAGGCUGAGCUUUCCCCAAAGCUGGCACUAUAAACAAUUAUUGACUUAAUUAUUAAGGAGAAUUUAAAAAUUAAUAUUAUGGACAGUUUCUGCAUUGCCGUUCAAAUUGACAUGAGUGUGCCUUUAAUUAUGAUCUUCCUCUUUGUCGCAGACAAAAACGUUUUACGAAGCAUCAAAUUGAAGAUUAAAAAAGAAAAAUGCAAAAACAAAUAUGUUCACUUUAUUGUGUAAUCUGACACCUGAACAGAAUUAACGAGAAAACAAGUUUAGGGUUAUUCAGCACAAUAUUAAAGUGUCUGUGUGUGUAUAUAUGUAUGCAUAUGUACAUACAAAAGGCACAAACCUUUAAAUAUAAAUAUAUAGAGAUCUAUAUCAAACUCCACACUCAAAGACGUAGAUCAGGCCAGGAUCAAACAUUUCAAAAUGUCAAGAGGAAUAAAAUAUAGCAGAAAAAAAAAUCAGAUACUAGAAAUGUUUUAGUGCACUCUGUCUUAAAUAAGUUUACAGUAUUAAUACAAGUACAAGGGUAAAAAGAAUACUUGCGUUACUGUGCUUUUUUUGUGUCCAGGUUUGCUUCAACAUUUAUUUUGAAAGCCACAGUGGCACUGUGUACAUCAGCUUUAUUUAAUUCAUUUUUUUACUUUGCUGGUUUUUUUUUUUUGUGACAGGUUUUAGUAUAAAUAUAUAAAUAAAUAUAUAAAUAUAUAUGACAUUUUUUUCUGGUUUACUGUAAAAGUAUAACAGUAUUUGUAAUAUUGAAGAAUGCCAGGGCAUUUUACAAAAAUAUGAAAAAAAAAAGAUGGCUGUUCUUUUUUUAAAGCUUUUAUUUUACAGUCCAAUUUCAAUUGUGGGUCUCUAAAACUGUUUUUUUGUCAAUGUAAACUGUAAAAGUCUUAAGUUUUAGUAACUUUUCUCCUGGCUUGGGUGUAACGAAUUGAAAAAUAAAGGAAGCCUGAGC